Fusarium fujikuroi IMI 58289 is the source of this 603-nucleotide messenger RNA. Its product is annotated as probable ribosomal protein L6.e.B, cytosolic. Gene Ontology annotation, cellular component: cytosolic large ribosomal subunit; ribosome. The coding region runs from base 1 to 603 and encodes 200 amino acids. Gene Ontology annotation, molecular function: structural constituent of ribosome; RNA binding. Gene Ontology annotation, biological process: cytoplasmic translation; ribosomal large subunit assembly. The record is from RefSeq and is a predicted model, not a curated record. The transcript has 3 exons. NCBI's taxonomy places the organism in Eukaryota, Fungi, Ascomycota, Sordariomycetes, Hypocreales, Nectriaceae.
AUGUCGGCGAAGCCCACGAGCAAGACAUUCGGAAAGUCGACCCGAGAGGUUCCUGCCUCUUCGGAGAAGGCUAAGAAGUGGUACCCCGCUGACGACGAUGCCGAGAACAAGAAGGUCCGCAAGGCUGUCCGAUCUUGGGCCCCUCGCAAGUCCCUCCAGCCCGGCACUGUCCUCAUCCUCCUCGCUGGCCGCUUCCGUGGCAAGCGUGUCAUUCUCCUGAAGUCCCUCGACCAGGGUGUCCUCCUCGUCACCGGCCCCUUCAAGAUCAACGGUGUUCCUCUGCGACGAGUUAACUCCCGAUACGUCAUCGCUACCUCCUACAAGGUCGACAUCUCCGGUCUCGACGAGAAGAAGAUCGAGGAGGUCUCUCAGCCCAAGUACUUCACCGCUGAGAAGGCCAAGGAGAAGGCUGGUGAGGAGGCUUUCUUCAAGCAGGGAGAGAAGCCCCAGAAGAAGGAGGUCAACAGCAGCCGUGCCGCUGACCAGAAGGCCAUCGACAAGGCUCUGAUUGCCAACAUCAAGAAGGUUGACAUGCUGGCUUCUUACCUCUCCAGCUCUUUCAGCUUGAGGAAGGGUGACAAGCCCCACGAGAUGGCCUGGUAA